Momordica charantia (bitter melon) is the source of this 370-nucleotide messenger RNA. The record is from RefSeq and is a predicted model, not a curated record. NCBI's taxonomy places the organism in Eukaryota, Viridiplantae, Streptophyta, Magnoliopsida, Cucurbitales, Cucurbitaceae.
UGCAUUUGGUGGAUGGGUUUGUGAGGGGGAAGGGGAAGUUCCGGUGGAAUUCGCGGAGGGACGUGGCGCUGGUGAAUAAGGGGAGUGAUAUGCUGGUGGAGGAGCUGAGGAUACCGGAGUUUUGGUACCAGUUGCCGCAUAAGGGGCUGGUCAAAAAUGGGUAUGGGAGAUGGGUUAAGCCUGGGAGGAAUCCUGAGGAUAUUCCUUCUCCAUUUUCACAGCCCUCUAAGAUUUGAGAUUUUUUUUUAAAGUUUGGUCUACCUCUGAUUGAUUUUUUUAUUCUUUUUUUGUGGAGGAUGUCAAAGAAAAUUGUGAAUUUGGAUUUGAAUUUGAUGGAGAUAUGAAGCAAGAUGAUUCUUUCUUUUGGUUC